GCGUCUGUCAUAUGACUGUCAUUUCCUGGUAUCGUCGGUGGUAGCUGCAUCCAAACACCACUGACUGAGCGUCUCCGUCGGUCGUUUUCUCUCCAGUGGCUGACCCUGCAAACUGCCCAGCCAUGAUGUCUCGCUGCCUUUUCUUUUUUGUGUUUGGAAUCGUGUUCCAGCUAUCACAUGGCAUUGAGUUCAAUGUCACAAAAGAUGGAAAGUUAUGCCUCUAUGCCAAUCUGGAGCUCACAUUCUCGGUCACCUUUGAAGAUCUUGACAACCUGGUGAGUGUUUUUGUCUUAGCGAUGACAACCACACUUGCCCCUAAUACAACCACACUUGCCCCUAAUACAACCACACUUGCCCCCAACACAACUACGGCUGUCCCUACUACCACCCCGGUACCCACUCUCCCUGUACCCAGUACUGGGAACUACAGCAUCAAGACUGAAAAUGGCACAGUCUGUCUGCUGGCCAACUUUGGCCUGCGCAUUGGUUUUAAGGGCGAGGAAAUGAAUUUGAAUCCCAAUAUGGCCACUGUCAGUGGAUCAUGUGGUGUCAACAGCAGUGAGCUUCUUUUGGCAUCUAAAGAAAUGACUAUCAAGUUUACCUUUACCAAUGACACAAAGAAAUUCCGCCUGCAUGAUCUGAGCGUCACUGUCAUCACGAGCUCUGGUAAUUUUUCUGUGGAGAACUCCAGCCUCAAUCUGUGGGAGGCAUCCAUCGGCAGCUCCUACAUGUGUAACAAGGAGCAGACUUUCAACAUCACCGACACACUCUCCCUCUACACCUUCAGCCUGCAUGUGCAGCCCUUCGGAGUGAAAAAGGGUGUUUUCAGUACAGCUGAAGAGUGCUUCCUGGAUUCUGAUUUGAGCUUUUUGGUGCCCAUCGCAGUUGGCGUGGCACUCAGCUUCCUAAUCAUCCUUGUGCUUAUCUCUUACCUGAUUGGUCGGAGGAAGAGUCGCACUGGCUACCAGUCCGUAUAAUUCAACCCCGCUGCGUCUUCUGCCCCUUACAGCUCUUUAAAAAAAACACCUUCCCAGCACUUUCCUGCCCAGAUUUAUGCUCUCUUCCGUUUCCCGUGAGACAGCGUCUUCCUAAAUAAAUAACCUUUCAGCUUAUUUCGCAAACCCCCUUUCAAAUUUCUCCCCUCCGUUUUGCUUUGAUGCCAGUGACUGAAUAGAGUACCAAAACAUUUAUGAUCGAUAUUGCAUCGUUUGAUUAUAGAUUGCAUGUUUUAAAAGUUAAAUUUAUGGCUGCAAUUAGCCUUCCACUUCCUCCUCCCUUCCCUCCGCCACCCCAGAGAGGCUUUUCGCUCUCGGUUUCUGUGCUGUAUAAUAGUAUAUGUGUAAAUUCUCUUGUAUAGAAUGAAUGACACUGAUUUUUGAUGACAUGAAUGUACGAGCAAGCUAAUAGAGCCACUGUCAUUAAUUUCCCAGACAUUCAUAUUUUUCCACUGAGUCUCUAAUUGUAUCACCCUCCAUGUAACAUGAACCUCUUUUUGAUUCACACGCUUGGUCGCUUAAUUGUAGCUCAAUUAAAGGGAUGAUAACAGGACACUUAACCAGCAUUGGGACCACCUUUGUUUAGUUUUGGGGUUUUUUUUGGUUCAAUGAGGAGUUUCUCACUCAUGGUAGGAGAUUUCUAUUUUCCUGAAAUGUACAUUUGUUUACACAUGAGUACUUGGUGAAUUAAUCAUGGUGGUGUCCCCUCUUAACCUUAAAGCUCAAACGCAGUAGACUCAGGCUUACUCCGAUCACCCGGAUCAAACCGCAUACUACCCCAUCCAUGUCAUAGCACACUAACGACAGGUGAAGUUCAGGUGUGAAGACGGCGUUUCCUUCCUGUGAUUCCGAGCGUCCGGUCACUCCCCGACAGUUUCGUGCCUUUCUGUUGUGCACCUCUCGAGUUGCUUGCUUGAAGCUUGUCUCCAUCUGAUGAAGAAUGUGAUGUGAUGAGCUUGUUUGACACAAGUGGGGAACAAAUUAAAUAAAGUUUGGUUCUUCUUUUG
This is a messenger RNA of Neolamprologus brichardi, 2002 nucleotides long. Lineage: Eukaryota; Metazoa; Chordata; Actinopteri; Cichliformes; Cichlidae. The record is from RefSeq and is a predicted model, not a curated record.